Messenger RNA from Hippocampus comes (tiger tail seahorse), 17505 nucleotides. It is a transcript of the gene hmcn1, whose product is annotated as hemicentin 1. Bases 352 to 17217 code for a protein of 5621 amino acids. NCBI's taxonomy places the organism in Eukaryota, Metazoa, Chordata, Actinopteri, Syngnathiformes, Syngnathidae. The transcript is spliced from 107 exons. Gene Ontology annotation, molecular function: calcium ion binding; axon guidance receptor activity. The record is from RefSeq and is a predicted model, not a curated record. Gene Ontology annotation, cellular component: plasma membrane; neuronal cell body; axon. Gene Ontology annotation, biological process: synapse organization; homophilic cell-cell adhesion.
GCGCUGCUAUGCGAGCUUAUGUGCGUCUCGGAGGCUCGGUGCGCGGCUGAGAGGUGGUCUUUAAGAGUUCAGCAAGGACCACUGACCCUGCACACCUCACUCACCACAGAAAAGACACACAAGAGCCACUUGAACGGCAAGAGCAGACACAUUCUUCGAGGACGAUCUCCGCAACUCUUUGCGCAAAAAAAAAAAAGGCACGCGAGGAGGGAAGCACGGAAGCGCACCAAAGCUGGAUCAAUGCGCAUUACUUUUAUUUAGCUAAUACUUUUCUUAAACACUCAAUGUCUGUGCCCUGUAAAGACUGACCGUUGGGCUUUGUAUUUAAUAGAAGAUAUUUUCGGAUCUGAAAUGGGCACCCGAUUCGGGUGGUUUUUGUUUGCCCUUUCAGUGGCGCUCUCGUUCGGGCAGGACGCACGCACCAAAGCCGCUGAAGAGGACAUCCCGGAGGGCGCAUCCACCCUCGCAUUCGUGUUUGACGUGACCGGCUCCAUGUACGACGACCUGGUCCAAGUUAUAGAGGGGGCGUCCAAGAUUCUGGAGACAUCAUUGAGUAGACCGAAUCGGCCGCUCUACAACUUCGCCCUGGUCCCCUUCCAUGAUCCAGAAAUCGGACCCGUAACAAUCACAACAGACCCAAAGAAAUUCCAAUAUGAGCUGAGGGAGCUGUAUGUUCAGGGUGGCGGUGACUGUCCAGAGAUGAGCAUUGGUGCUAUAAAAAUUGCUCUGGAGAUUUCACUACCAGGAUCCUUCAUUUACGUCUUUACAGAUGCUCGGUCCAAAGAUUACAAGCUGACCUAUGAUGUCCUUCAACUCAUUCAACAGAAACAGUCCCAGGUCGUGUUUGUACUGACGGGGGAUUGUGAUGACAGGACUCACAUUGGCUACAAGGCAUAUGAGGAAAUCGCCUCCACCAGCUCUGGACAGGUCUUCCAUCUGGACAAGAAACAGGUCAAUGAGGUUUUGAAAUGGGUGGAGGAGGCUGUGCAGUCCUCAAAGGUCCACCUGUUGUCCACUGAUCACAUCAUUGGGGUCAGCAACACCUGGCAGAUCCCCUUUGACCCCAGUCUCAAGGAAGUCACUGUUUCCCUCAGUGGCCCCACACCAGAUAUCCAGAUUGUAAACCCUCAGGGGAGGAUCGUGGGGAAGAGUGAUGGUCUGACUGAGUUGUUGCACAUUCCCAACUCUGCCAAAGUUGUCAACAUCAAAGACCCGCAGUCCGGGUUGUGGUCUAUCAAGACUUCUAGUGAAGGAAGACACUCAGUUCGCAUCUCAGGUCUCAGCAGCAUAGACUUCCGAGCUGGGUUCUCCCGAAAGCCCACAAUGGAUUUCAAAAAGACGAUCAGUCGUCCAGUUCAAGGUAUUCCAACCCACAUCCUGCUGAACACAACUGGGCUGUCUCCACCUGCUCGAGUUGAUCGGCUCGAGCUCUUGGCAAUAACAGGCAGAGUCAUUAAAACUCUGCCAAUCCGCUACUAUCCUGAACGCCAACCGUACAGCCUCUGGAACAUCACCGAUUUUAUUCCACCAAAUGAAGCCUUCUUUCUGCGGGUGACGGGAUUUGACCGGGAUGGUUUUGUUUUCCAGAGAGUCUCCAGUGUGUCCUUCUCAAGUAUUAUACCAGAUGCUCCGAAAGUCUUGAUGCCAGCAAUUACCCAUGGUUAUUAUCUCCAGAAAGGGGGUGUAAGAUGUCAAGUGGAAAGCGUGAUUCCCUUCACACUACGAUUCAGCAAUGAUGGAAGGCGACUUGGGAUGGAUCAAUUAUUCAGGGAGUCUGACACGGCAUCAUGGGAAAUAGAAGUGGUAACUUCAAAGGAUGAAGGCUACUACGAAUGCAUUGCUAUUAACAGCGCUGGAACAGGACGAGCUCGCACCUUCCUGGAUGUAUCAGAGCCACCUCCCGCUGUCACAGUUGAAGGCAACGUAACAGUUUCACCCGGAUCCCGAGCUGUCCUCACCUGCCAUGUUAUCAGCACAGUCAGCUUCAACCUAACUUGGUUGAGAGAGGGUCUUGAUGCCCGCCUGGACCCUCGGGUUCGCGUCUUGACUAAUCUUUCACUUCAAGUAUCUUCUGUGAUGGCGGAUCACUCAGGCUGGUAUGAGUGUAUUGCUGUCAAUGAAGGAGGGAUGACAGCAGAGCGAGUCAACCUUGUUGUGCAAGAGGUGCCUCGUGUCUCCGUGGAGCCUCGGAACCAGACGUUUGCAUCAGGAGAAGAAGUCAAGAUCAGAUGCUCAGCCAGUGGCUACCCGCCACCCUUCCUGGCUUGGACACACAAUGGCAUGUUUAUUAUGGCAUCAAGCAGACACAGAAUGACAGGUGAUGGCACGCUAUCAAUAAGAAACAUAGAGAAGAUGGAUGAAGGUGUUUAUGGCUGCUUGGCCAGCAACCAAGCGGGAACUGACUCGAUGGUUUCCAUCCUCACUUACAUCGAAUCUCCUGUGGUGACAGUGGCUGUUGAUGAGAUACUCACUGGUAUUGGAGAAAACACUGUGAUGGCCUGUUCUGCGUCAGGAAUCCCCCACCCAGAGAUCUGGUGGUACAAAGGUGAUGUCCAGCUGCAAUCAACAGCUUCGUUGGACAUAGAUGCACUGGCAGGUACAAUGACCAUUAAGAAUACCCAGGAAGUUGAUGCUGGAGACUACACUUGUGUGGCUUCCAACACUGCUGGCACUUCAUCAGGAAAGGUUGCUCUUGAUGUUGGGGAUGCACCAAAGUUCACCCAAGAGCCAUUAAACGUGUCGGUGGACAUCGGUUCCAAUGUGACCCUGCCAUGCCAAGCCCAAGGCUAUCCAGAUCCACAAGUCACCUGGAGGAGAUUGGACGGUUUGCCCCUUUUCGAUCAGCACCACAGACGUAGCGUCAUGACUCAAGACAAGCGAGGUCUUCAUAUCACCAACCUGUGGGUUGAGGAUGAGACAGAAUAUGUCUGUGAGGCUUCCAACCAUUUUGGCAAGAUCCAAACCCACGCAAGCAUCACUGUGACAGGACUGGUGACGCCUGUCAUUGCAAUGAGUCCAGCAGUGAUCAGUGUGAUCAAGGACCAGCAGUUGACUUUACCCUGUGUACUGUUGGCUGGCAAUCCACUGCCUGAGAGACAGUGGCUGCACAACUAUGGCCUUGUGACCUCAGAUGAGUAUGUGACUGUACGGAGGGAUGGCAGUCUGCACAUUGAGCGAGUUCAGCUGGACGACGCUGGUGACUACACAUGCUUGGCUGAGAGCCUUGUUGGGGCCACCAAUCACACCACAGCUGUCAACGUCCACGUGAUUCCAUCCAUUCAACAUGGCCCUCAAGUGUUCAGCACGAUUGAGGGGACACCCAUCUCUCUGCCCUGCCGUGCCAGCGGGAUACCCACACCUGAGAUCACCUGGUCUAAGGGUGGGGAGCCUGUAAACUUGGGUGGUCCAGCCUUCUCUUUGGACUCUGAUGGCAGCCUGCUCAUUGCCUCACCCUCUGGAAAUGAGACAGGAGAGUUCCUCUGCACAGCUGCCAAUGCUGCUGGUCAUACCUCAAGAAAAGUCCAGCUAACUGUCUUUGUACGCCCGAGGUCCAAUACUAGUGGCGCCAGAGUCUCCUCUGUCCCAACAAGGAUGUCAGUGAUUGAGGGUGAAGAUGCAAUUUUACUAUGUGAAGUACAUAGUGUCCCCCCUCCCUCCAUUAGCUGGGCCAGGGAGAGACAACUCAUCUCUCCUUACUCGCCAAGACACAAUCAGCUCCCCUCAGGGUCACUGAAAAUCUUCGAGACCAAAGUGUCAGACAGUGGACUCUAUGUAUGCGUUGCCUCCAACAUUGCUGGCAAUCUAACUCAAUCCAUUGAAUUGAGUGUUCUGGUGCCCCCUAAUAUCCAGGCGGGUCCCAGGGUCAUGAAAGUCCAGAUGGGUCAUCUUGUCGAGCUUCUGUGCAUCGUGCAAGGUGUACCGAAGCCCAGCCUUUCCUGGACAAAGGAUGGCAAGACGUAUCCGAUGUCCCCUGAUGGCAGUCUCGCUUUGGGCCCAGUGGGGCUGGGAGAUGAAGGAACUUAUACGUGUACAGCAGUCAACAUUGCAGGCAGCGAUGAAGCUCAAGUGCAACUGCUAAUACAAGUUCCCCCAGUGGUUGAAGUUUUGGAGCCCCCAUUCAAUAGUCACUUACAGGAGAGAGUUGCAAAUCAACGAAUAGCCUUCCCUUGCCCUGCCAAAGGGCUUCCCAAGCCAGUGAUUCGAUGGUUACGUAAUGGCCAGGAACUUACCGGUAACGAGCCCGGUGUGUCUAUUCUGGAGGAUGGCACGAUGUUGAUUCUGGCAUCUUUGUCACCGCUGGACGAGGGGGAGUAUGUCUGUGCUGCCGCAAAUGAUGCUGGGUCCACAGAGAGGAAGUAUCAGCUCAAAGUCAAUGUUCCCCCAACACUCCGUGACAGUGACACAUCAGGAAACUUUUCUGUGGUUCAGAACCAGCCCACCAAUUUGGCCUGUGAUAUAACAGGAAGCCCGAUGCCAGUCAUCACCUGGUACAAAGAUGGAAUUCUUGUAGAGGCUAGUAACAACAUUCAGAUUGUCGAUAAGGGGAAAACCUUAAAACUACUGAAGGCAGCGACAGCAGAUGCGGGCAGCUACACCUGUAAAGCCCUCAACAUUGCUGGCAGCACACAAAAAGACUUCUUUGUGGACGUACUGGUCCCACCCACCGUUGCGGGGUCCGAUUCUCCCCAAGAUAUGUCUGGAAUUCUCAAACAGGAGAUCAGGUUGGAGUGCAAAGUAAAAGGAGUGCCAUUUCCCACGAUCCAGUGGUACAAGGAUCGAAGGCUGGUAUUUCUUGGGGAUCCAAACUUGGAGGUCAUGGACCAUGGGCAAGUGUUAAGAAUAAAGAGUGCCCGUCUAGGAGACCAGGCGAGGUAUCAAUGUAGCGUCAUGAAUACAGCUGGCAAACAGUCCAAGGACUUCAAUCUCAAGGUGUAUGUUCCCCCAUCCAUCAGAGGUGGUAACCAAACAACAGAAGUUACCGUCCUGCUGGACACACUCGUCACGCUUGAGUGUGAGGCACGGGGAGUGCCACUCCCCAUCAUCACCUGGUUCCGAAAAGGAGAGGCCAUCCUUUCCAGCCGCCAGUCUCAGUACGUAGAACAGGGGCGUUUCCUGAAGAUCCCUCGGGUGCAGGCAUCAGAUGUUGGCCAGUACACCUGCAAGGUUACCAGUGUCUCCGGAACCGCGGAAAAGAUCUUUGAGCUUGAUAUCUACUUGCCUCCGUCCAUAGCAGGAGGACAGAGCGGAACUUCUGAAAAAAAGGUGGUUCUCAGUAAGCCUCUCAUCUUAGAGUGUGAGGCUGGUGGCUACCCUCCCCCUUCCCUUACCUGGCUGAAGGAUGGCGUUCCAGUCCAACACGGAGACAAAGUGCGAGUCCUUGACCAAGGGAGGAAAAUUGAAAUCAUGUCAGCCAUGGUGUCGGACUCAGGACGCUACGUUUGUGUGGCAACAAGCAUUGCUGGCGAGGCGGAAGUCACGUAUGACGUCAGAGUUUUGGUGCCGCCUUCUAUUGAUGGAGGAGACGAGAUGACUGACAGCACCAUAAUUGUCAACAGCCCUCUGGAGCUGGAAUGCCAAGCCACUGGAACACCUGCACCUGCAAUAACGUGGUAUAAAGAUGGACAGUUAGUCAGAUAUGGCGAAGGGAUGCGACUUGCAGCCAACGGCUGGCGACUGAUUAUCCCCCGUGCUCAGGUCUCUGACACGGGUCGGUUUCAGUGUGUGGCUACCAAUGAAGGAGGAGACCAAGAGAAGGACUUCAAUGUGGUUGUACAAGUUCCUCCAUCGAUUCGUUCCACUGGGACUGCCGAGCGUGCGGUUGUUCUGCACAAAACAAUCAAUCUGGAGUGCAUCUCAAGUGGCAUCCCUGCACCAACCAUGACCUGGCUUAAAGAUGGUCGACCUGUUGAUACAUCACAGGAGCACUUAAAGCUCGAGUCAGCAGGCAGAGUUCUAAAGGUCUUAGGGGCUAGACAAGAGGAUUCUGGGAAAUACACUUGUCUGGCCACAAAUGCUGCCGGUGAAGCUCAAAAAAACAUACGCCUCAGUGUCCAUGUGCCCCCCACGAUCUCAGCCCCUGGAGACAUCAUCAACCAGACCAUCCUAUCAGGCUUCUCGACUGAGCUUGAGUGCAAGGCCGCAGGCAGUCCAUUACCUGCGAUAACAUGGUCCAAAGACGGUCGACCGCUGACAAGUGCAGCUGGGAUGACUCUGCUGAAACGUGGCCAGGUGUUGGAGAUUGAAAGAGCUCAGCUCUCGGAUGCAGGGAUAUACAGAUGCAUAGCAGUCAACUUGGCCGGAGUUGCAGAGAUAUCCCACAGCUUGCAGGUGUUCGUGCCGCCGGUCAUCUCAAGCCGAGGUGGCACAGUAACAGUAGUCGUGAACGAGCCUGGCAGACUGGAAUGCGAGGCUACGGGAGUGCCCUUACCUAGUCUCACCUGGCUCAAAGAUGGCAGCCCUGUGACGAGUGUAUCCCAUGGCACACAGGUCUUGUCUGGUGGCAAGGUGCUGUCUCUGCGGAGUGCACAGGUUGGUGACAUGGGCCGGUAUACCUGCGUUGCUGUCAAUGCUGGAGGAGAGCAACAGCAAGAUUAUGAUCUGAGGGUUUAUGUGCCGCCCAACAUCAAGGGAGAGGAAAUGAACGCUACCGUGAUGCUCGGAAGUUCGGUGGACCUGCACUGUCUGAGUGAUGCCAUUCCCCCACCCACUCUGUCGUGGCGCAAAGAUGGCCGCCCACUGUUCAAAAAACCUGGUCUGACUCUCUCAGCAGAUGGGAGUUUGCUCAAGGUUGUCAGUGCUCAGGUGCAGGACUCAGGCAGGUAUACCUGUGAGGCCACAAACAUUGCUGGCAAGACAGAGAAGAACUAUAAUGUGAAUGUGUGGGUUUCUCCAAGUAUUCGAGGCUCGGAAGAGGUGUCACCACUCACAGUGAUUGAAGGAAGUCUCAUCACACUGGUGUGUGAAUCCAGUGGAAUCCCACCUCCCAGGCUCAGCUGGAGGAAGGAUGGUGCGGUGCUCCCAUCUGACGAGCGUCUCAGGGUUUUGUCAGGGGGUCGGCACCUGCAGAUUUCCAAUGCUGAGAGGACAGACGCAGCUUCCUAUGUCUGUACGGCUUCCAGUGCAGCUGGCAGCACAUCCAAGGAGUACAACCUGCAGGUUUAUGUCCGCCCUUCCAUCAGACACAACGAGGGUGACGCCGACGGCAUCGUUGUGACAAAAGGAGGCGAUGUGAUGUUACAGUGUGCUGCAGAUGGCGUGCCGCGGCCAGCGGUCACCUGGCUGAAAGAUGGACGGCCCAUCACAGGCCUCCAUAAUGCUAAGAUUCUGAAUGAGGGAAGGCUGCUUCAGAUUAAAGAUGCUAACAUUUCGGACACGGGACGCUACACCUGUAUUGCUGUUAACGUGGCAGGGCAGGCAGAAAACAAGCAUGACAUCAGUGUGCAUGUCCCACCAACGAUCAUUGGUGAGGUUCAGCUCCCCGAAAAUGUCAGUGUGGUUGUGAAGAACCCGGUGGCUCUGAGCUGCGAGGCUUCUGGCAUUCCUCUUCCUGCCAUCACCUGGUUGAAGGAUGGUCGACCAAUCAGAGGGACCAGUUCUGUUCGUGUUCUUUCAGGUGGGCGCAGCCUACGUCUAAUGCAUGCUGCAGUGGAGGACGCUGGGAGGUACAGCUGCAUCGCAUCGAACAGUGCUGGAGAAGAAAAUAAGAAUUUUGACCUUGCCGUCCUGGUUCCACCAAGUAUUGUAGAAGAAGGAAGUGUUACGGACACCAAAGUGAAGGAGAGGCACAACAUUACUCUGAACUGUGAGGCCUCAGGUAACCCAAUCCCAGAAAUUACAUGGCUGAAGGAUGGAAAACAAUUCCUGCCAGACGGACGCCAUCUUGUCUUGUCUCAUGGCCGUUACCUCCUAAUUUCUGCUGUGCAAGUUGCUGACACUGGCAGAUACAGUUGCCUUGCAUCAAACAUUGCAGGGGAUCGCAGCCGCCAUUUCAACCUCAAUGUCUUGGUUUCUCCCAGCAUUGCUGGGUCAGGACCAGAUGGUUCGGCAGAGGAGGUGACGGUUACCUUGAGUAGCCCUACCUCACUGGUGUGUGAAGUUCAGUCGUACCCUCCUGCACUGAUCACCUGGCUCAAAGAUGGCAGAUCAUUCGAGUCCAGUCAGAAUGCCAGAGUUCUUCCAGGUGGCCGAACCCUGCAGAUUUUUAAUGCAAAAGAAGAGGAUGCUGGGCGUUACACUUGUGUUGCCACAAAUGAGGCUGGAGAGAGUCUCAAGCACUACGAUGUCAAAGUAUAUGUUCCCCCACAAAUCGAUAAAAACGAUAUCCUGAGUGAAGGACUAACCCCUAAAGUAGUCAAGGUCAAGGUCAACAGCACACUUACGAUGGAGUGUGCAGCUCAGGCCUUUCCUACCCCAGCACUGCAGUGGUACAUGGACGGAAAGAUUCUGCUGGCAGAUGAGCACGUGUCCAUCACAGCUAAUGGUCGCAUUGUUCAGAUCAGACAUGCUCAGGUGUCCGACACUGGCCGUUACACUUGCAUUGCCACUAAUGUAGCUGGAGAGGACGAGAAGGACUUUGAUGUAAAUAUACAAGUUCCUCCCAGCUUCAACAGACCCACCGGAACUGGUGAUACAGCGUCCCCAUCAAGCUUUGGAGUGGAUGCUCGUGAAGUGAUACUCAAUAAUCCAAUUUCUCUAUACUGUGAGCCCAAUGCUGUGCCCCCUCCUGCACUGACUUGGUACAAAGAUGGCCGGCCCUUGAUCUCCAAUGAUAACAUUCUAAUCAUGCCAGGGGGAAGAGUGCUACAGAUCCCCAGGACUCAGGCGGAGGACUCGGGCAGAUACACUUGUGUGGCUGUCAAUGAAGCAGGAGAAGAUUCCAUUCAGUAUGAUGUUAGAGUAUUAUUGCCCCCCACUAUACGAGGUAUACACAACGAGUUACCUGAUGAGGUGACAGUCUUGGUCAAUAAAACAACUUUGCUGGAAUGCCAUGUGGAUGGAAACCCCGCCCCCAAGAUAACCUGGUUUAAGGACAACGAGCUGGUCAGCCGUGAUGGACCUCAUAGGAUUCUGUCCAAUGGCAGAACACUUCAGGUUUUGACAGCUCAAGUGUCUGACACAGGACGCUAUGUGUGUGUGGCUGACAAUGUGGCUGGAAGUGUUGAAAAAUCCUUUCAUCUCAAUGUGCAUGUUGCUCCUACUAUUUUAGACCUAAACCAUGAAAACGUGACAGUCGUGGUGAACAACUUUGUUUCCCUGUCAUGUGAAGCCAGUGGUUUCCCCCCUCCUACCUUGAGUUGGUUAAAUGAGAGGGGUCCAGUUCAGGGCAACACCAAUGCACUCAUCAUGCCGGGUGGUCGUACAUUACAAAUCUUGAAAGCCAAAGUAUUAGAUGGCGGAAAGUACAGUUGUGUUGCCCUGAAUGCAGCAGGAGAGGCUUACAAGAACUUUUACCUCACAGUUUUUGUUCCACCCAGUAUCCGGGAUAAGAACUGGAAUUCCCCCGUGGUUGUCAAUGUGCUUGCGGGGAAAUCAGUCACUCUGGAGUGUGAAUCCGAAGCAGUACCUCCUCCCAUCAUCACCUGGUACAAGAAUGGAAGGAUGGUGACAGAAACUGUCAACUUGCGCAUUCUGGCUGGGGGGCAGACGCUUCAGAUCAGAGCCUCUGAGGUGUCUGAUACUGGACAAUAUGUGUGCAAGGCCACUAACGUUGCUGGUCAAAUGGACAAGAACUUCCACCUGAACAUUUACGUUGCCCCUCAUAUUGAUGGCCCAGCUGAGGAACAUUUUGUGGAGACCAUCAAUAACCCAGUAACCUUUGCUUGUGAUGCUGUUGGGAUCCCUCCUCCCAUUCUCACGUGGUUGAAGAAUGGACAACCAAUCGCGAGCUCAGUUUCUUUGGAGAUGCAUAUAUUCUCUGGAGGCAGCAAGCUUCAGAUUGCACGGUCACAGAUGUCCGACAGUGGCACUUAUACUUGUUUGGCCUCCAAUGUGGAAGGCAAAGUGCAGAAAAACUACCACCUCACCAUACAAGUUCCACCUAGUAUCUCUGAAUCAGAGUUACCCAGUGAGAUUGGGGUCCUGCUAAAUGAAAGCAUACAGCUCGCGUGUCAUGUCCAGGGAUCGCCGAGUCCAACCAUCCAAUGGUUAAAAGAUGGAGAAGUCAUCAACAAUGCAGGCAAUAAGGACUUAAGAAUCAGCCCAGAUGGCAGCAUCCUUACUGUGACUGCUACCCACACCACUGACAGUGGCAAGUACACCUGUGUCGCCUCCAACAGUGCAGGAGAAGAAGAUCGGAUAUUCAAUUUGAAUAUAUAUGUGCCUCCUGUGAUUGAGGGCAACAGUGAAAUAGUCGAGGAAUUGACCACAGUCCUUGACAGCUCAGUCAACAUCAAGUGUGUGGCAACCGGAUCUCCUGCGCCACAGCUUAAUUGGCUCAGAAAUGGCCUCCCCCUUCCACUGUCCUCACAUAUACGUCUUCUCUCUGCAGGCCAGAUGCUCCGGAUUUCACGCACCCAAGUAUCUGAUGGUGGCACCUACACUUGUGUCGCAUCAAAUAGAGCAGGAGUUGACAACAGACAUUACAACCUACAUGUGAAUGUCCCCCCAGUUCUGGAUGGAGCAAGGAGCACGGUUGACGUGAUUGUAGUUCGAGGAAACCCGGCUUCUCUGCUGUGUUUAGCGGACGGAACCCCAACCCCAUCUGUCGCCUGGCUCAAAGAGGGGCGAUAUCUGUCAAAUGACACCCAAGUGAGACUACUGAACCAAAAUACAACAAUGCAGUUCCUCCAGGCUGAAGUCAGCAACACAGGACACUACACCUGUAUCGCUAGCAACACAGCGGGUCAAGCAAGCCGUCACUUCAACUUGAAAGUUCUUGAACCUCCGCAAAUCAAGACAUCAGGUGUACCGGCAGAUGUUUCUGUGGUGGUUAAUAGUAUAAUGGAGCUUCAGUGUGAGGCCUCGGGUAUUCCUCCACCCUCCUUGACAUGGUUGAAGGAUGGACGUCCACUUCCACAAACUGCCAGCGUUCGACUCCUUCAAGGAGGAAAAGUGCUCCGCGUGGCCUCAGCACAGUUGGAGGACAUGGGCAGAUACAACUGCUUAGCCAACAGUCCAGCAGGCGAUGAUGACAAAGAAUUCUUAGUGCGAGUGCACGUUCCCCCUAACAUUGCGGGGGAGAGCACUCCUGAAGAGGUUUCCGUGCUGCAGAAUAGACAGGUGACUCUGGAAUGCAAGUCUGAUGCUGUUCCACCUCCAACUCUAAGCUGGCUCAAAGAUGGUCAACCAUUGCAGGUGUCUGCGCGUGUGCGUGUUCUCUCAGAAGGCCGCUACUUACAGAUCAACAUGGCUGGGCUCAGUGACAAGGCUCAGUAUACCUGCAUGGCCAGUAACAUCGUUGGCAGGACCACACGCGAAUUUAACCUGAAUGUCAAUGUGGCCCCAACAAUCAAAGAUGGCCCUCAGACGGUGGCAGUUCGUAUCAAUGAGCCAGUUGUGCUUGAGUGUGUUGUAAGCGGUGUACCAGCACCUCAGGUCACAUGGAGGAAACACGGAACCACAUUGGCCGGAAAUAACUCCAGGUACACAUUUAUGGAGGAUGGCUCGUUACACAUCCACUCUGCACAGGUGACCGACACCGGCCGCUAUUUGUGUAUGGCAACAAACCCGGCUGGGACGCAACGCAAGAGAGUCGACCUUGAAGUAUAUGUGCCUCCCUCCAUCCUUGAUGGACGCACCAAUGUGACGGUUACAGUAAAUGUUCAAACCACCCUUGCUUGUGAGGCCAGUGGCAUACCCAAGCCCUCUGUGAUCUGGAUGAAAAAUGGCCGAGCAAUCAAUACUGACCAGAACCAGAAUAUGUACAGGUUGCUCACAUCUGGCUCUCUGGUAGUGAUAGCACCCACAGUGGAGGACACAGCUUUGUAUGAGUGUGUUGUCUCCAACGAGGCAGGGAAAGAUGCCAGAUCCAUCAAUCUUACGGUCCAAGUUCCUCCAUCAAUAGCUGACGAACCCACCGACCUAGUUGUCACUAGGUUGUCCCCAGUGGUCAUUGCCUGUACUGCCUCAGGCAUCCCAGAUCCCACAAUUCAUUGGAGCAAAGAUGGCGUCAAGAUGCUCGACCUGGGACAUGGAUAUAGAAUCUUGCACACAGGUCAAGUAGAAAUAAGCUCAGCUGAGCUCAGUCACGCAGGACGCUAUUCAUGCACAGCGAAGAAUACUGCAGGCUCUACACAUCGUCAUGUGCAGCUCACUGUACAGGAGCUUCCUGUGAUCCAUUCGCACCCAUCCUCCCUGGAAGUGAUCCUCAAUAAUACCAUCGUGCUUCCCUGCAGGGCCACAGGCUCACCAAGGCCGACAAUCACCUGGCAGAAGGAGGGCAUCAAUAUACACACCACAGGUGGAAGUUUCACGGUGCUACCUCAUGGGAGUCUACAGAUCACCAAAGCGUCUGUGUCCAACUCUGGAACUUAUAUAUGCGUGGCUCAAAACCCAGCGGGUACAGCCCUGGGCAAGACCAAACUUAGAGUACAGGUACCUCCAGUCAUCAGCUCAGAAACGCAAAAUUAUCUGGCUCCUGUGGACUCCUCCGUGACACUGCAAUGUCAGUCAGAUGGCAUCCCUCCACCUUCUGUUACGUGGCACAAAGAAGGGCAGCCCCUCGGGGAAUCUGUACGGCAACGCGUGCUCGGUUCAGGCUCCCUACAGGUCGCAUUCAUCCAGCCGGAGGAUACGGGAAUUUACACUUGCACCGCCGCCAAUUCUGCGGGAACAACGAGCCUGGAGAUGAGCCUGACUGUGCAAAUCCCCCCCUCCAUUCUUGACUUAGAACCGGAAGUUGUAGUGGUGGAAAGUAAUCAGGCCCAACUGGCAUGUCUGGUGAAGGGCGUCCCACAACCGACGCUGUCCUGGCAGAAGGACGGUGUUCUUUUAGGAGUGGGAACUGGGGAGUACACCAUUUUGCCCUCUGGGGAGCUUGUUAUUGACGCUGCUCAGCCUGGUGAUGCAGGCAGUUACACAUGUGUUGCCUCCAAUGAAUUGGGUCAUGACAGUAGGACAGUGAGCCUGUCUGUUCAUACCUACCCUGUCUUCACUGAGUUGCUUGGAGACAUCUCCGUCAACAAGGGAGAGCGCCUCCUGCUGGACUGUGGAGUCAGUGGUAUACCCCUGCCCAGGAUCACAUGGGCCUUCAACAACAACAUCAUUCCAGUUCACUAUGAUCACAUGAGUGGCCACAGUGAGUUGGUGAUAGAGAGAGUGAGUAAAGAAGAUGCUGGCACUUAUACCUGUGUGGCAGAAAACUCAGUUGGAAGCAUCAAGUCUUUGGGUUUGGUAAAUGUCAAAGAGCCUCCCAUCAUUGAUGGGGACCUUCACUCCAGUCGUAUUGAACCGCUUGGCGGCAACGCCAUCCUGAACUGUGACGUUCGGGGAGAACCACUUCCUACCAUCCAGUGGAGCAAAAAUGGAAUAAACGUACACAUCAACAACCGAGUCCGUCAACUGGACAACGGCUCUCUGGCCAUCUAUGGCACAGUGGUUGAAGAUGCAGGCAACUAUAUUUGUGUGGCAACGAAUGAUGCUGGUGUUGUGGAAAGAAGUGUCACGCUAACCUUGCAGAGUGCGCCCACCAUAAUAGUAGAGCCUGUAACAACAGUGGUGGAUGCGGGAACUACAUUGGUCCUCAACUGCCGGGCGGAGGGUGAGCCUACCCCCAUUAUAGAAUGGUCUCGCCAAGGGCGUCCUCUUUUAGGCCACGCCCACUUCACUACUCUAUUUAAUGGGUCCCUGAGGGUAAAUAGUGCCCAGAAGGAAGACACAGCUGAAUAUGAAUGUGUGGCAAGAAACUUACUAGGAUCAGUCCUGGUUCGGGUUGGGUUAAAUGUUCAAGUUCACGGAGGCUACUCUGAGUGGGCUGAGUGGAGCCCUUGCAGUUUAACAUGUGGGAUUGGUUCUCAGAAGAGGCAGAGACAAUGUAACAAUCCUCUUCCUGCCAACGGUGGACGCCACUGUGCAGGAUCAGGCACAGAGACGCGCAGUUGUCAUGGGAAACCUUGUCCGGUUGAUGGGAAAUGGUCAGAGUGGUCUUCGUGGGAGGAGUGCUCUCGUUCAUGUGGUCAUGGUAACAGAACAAGGGUGCGGACCUGCAGUAAUCCUUCAGCUCAGCACAGAGGCAGGCCAUGUGAAGGAAGUGCUGUUGAAGUCAUCGUGUGCAGUGUCCAGCCUUGCCCAGUGGCAGGUGGCUGGGGGCCUUGGCUUCCUUGGAGCCCAUGCAGUGAGACCUGUGGUAGGGGUAUGCAGUCAAGAAUCCGUCUGUGCAAUGACCCUCCGCCUGCAUUUGAUGGCUCACCUUGUGAAGGAACAGACGCACAAACACAAGUGUGCAAGGAGAGACCAUGUCCUGUGGACGGGAAGUGGUCAUCGUGGGUGAGCUGGGGAGCCUGCAGCGUUUCCUGUGGGGGUGGCACCAGACAGAGAGCGCGUCUCUGUGCCAGCCCUGGCCCACAAUAUGGGGGCAGGCAGUGUGAAGGGAACGACAUACAUGUUGACUUUUGUAAUAGCGAGCCCUGCCCUAUCAAUGGGAACUGGGGUCCAUGGGGCAGCUGGGGCAGUUGCAGCAAGACGUGCAAUGGAGGGCAGAUGAGGCGCUACAGGACAUGUGACAACCCCAGGCCAGCCAAUGGUGGCAGAGCGUGUGCGGGCACGGAUGCACAAAUACAAAGAUGUAACACAGCCAUGUGCCCUGUUGAUGGUAAUUGGGGACCAUGGCAGUCUUGGGGAGAAUGUACUGCUUCCUGUGGGGGUGGAGAAAGGACACGCGUGCGCCUCUGUAAUACCCCAUCACCUAGUAACGGAGGCCGCCUGUGCCCAGGAGACUCCUCCCAACUAUCCAGGUGUAAUGUUGAGGCCUGUCCAGGUGGGCCACAGAUGGCACGAGGAAGCAUUAUCGGGAAUAUCAAUGAUAUUGACUUCGGCAUUGCCAUACUGAAUGCUACUGUCGUGGACUCCACGUCUGGUGGCAAACUCAUCAAAGCAUCUAUUUCAAAUAUACCAAGAUCAUUAGGGCCUUCAAUGAGGAAGCUCAUUUCCAUUCUGAAUCCCAUCUACUGGACAACUGCACAGGAAGUAGGAGAGGCUGUCAAUGGGUACACGUUGACUGGAGCUAUCUUCAAGCGAGAAACACAGGUGGAAUUUGCCACAGGUGAAAUUCUGAGGAUGACUCACAUUGCCCGGGGUUUAGACUCAGAUGGAGCAUUGUUACUGGACAUUGUAUUGAAUGGGCAACUCCUGCAGCUGCCUUCACAUGUUGAUAUCAGCAUCAAGGACUACACAGAGGACUACAUCCAGACAGGGCCAGGCCAGCUUUAUGCUCUGUCCACACGCAUGUUCAGCAUUGACAGGGAGAGCGUGCCCUACUCCUGGAAUCACACCAUCUCCUAUGACGUGUCCAAGGGCAAGAUGCCCUACUUGGUGCAGACGCUUCAUGCAACAGGAAUUAGCACUCAGUAUCAUGCCAUGGAAGAGGUGCUGGAAUACAGCAUGCAAGCUCGUAUCAGCAAGGGUGAUCGCAGUAACCGAUGUCCUCAUGGAUUCACCUUGUUUUCUGCAGGGCCAUUCUGUGCAGAUGAGAAUGAGUGUGAAGUGGGAAACCCCUGUUCUCAUGCCUGCCACAACGCCAUGGGCACCUAUUACUGCUCUUGUCCGCACGGGCUCACCAUCUCAGCUGAUGGCAGGACCUGUCAAGACAUUGACGAGUGUUUGCUGGGUACCAACGUGUGUCAUGAUGGACAGGACUGCCAGAAUACAAUUGGAUCAUACCGGUGCAUUAUGCGCUGUGGCCGCGGGUUCAGGAGAACAAUUGAUGGCCACAGUUGCUCAGAUAUCAAUGAGUGCCAAGAGUCCAAUCCAUGCAAUCAACACUGCCUGAACACCAUCGGUAGUUAUCGCUGCACCUGUGAACCUGGCUUUCACCUCAGGAACCGACGAUGUGUUGAUAUAAAUGAGUGCAGGCAGAGGGUUUGUCGAUCAGACCAACAGUGUAAAAAUACCCGCGGUGGGUACAUCUGCAUCGACCUGUGCCCAAGCGGGAUGAGCAAGGGUGCCAAUGGAACAUGUGUAGAUAUUGACGAGUGCCGAGAUGGCACCCAUCGGUGCAGAUACAACCAGAUCUGCGAAAACACCAGAGGGAGUUACCACUGCACGUGUCCACGCGGCUACCGAUCUCAGGGAGUGGGCAGGCCCUGUGUUGAUAUAAAUGAAUGUGAGCGGCUUCCGCAGCCCUGCGCCGACCAGUGUGUCAACACUCCAGGCAGCUUUAGAUGCACCUGCCCACCGGGGCGCUACCUGCUGGGGGAUGGCAAGUCUUGCGCCGGGCUUGAGCGCCUCCCGACUUAUGAGAGUUACUCUUAUGGCUUCCGAACAUCCCAGUCCUUUCCUGAGCGCAACCCCUUCCAGCACCUCUACCACAACUUGGCUUCACACAGCUAUCACUCCUACACCGCCAACACUAGGGGACACGACAGGGGCCGGACCCGAAGAGGAGUCCCCGUAAAUCAGGGCCCCGAAGCUUGUCAGGAUGGGUUUGUGUACAAGGAUGGCCGCUGCUCAGAUAUCAACGAGUGUGAGCUGAGGGAUUCCUGCCAGCAUGAAUGUAUGAACGCACCAGGAAGCCACAGGUGUCUUUGCCCAGCUGGUUACCACCUCAUGACCAACGGCAAGACAUGCCAAGAUAUCGAUGAGUGUCUUGAGCAGGACAUCCAAUGUGGUGCCAACCGCAUGUGCUUCAACAUGAGAGGAAGUUACCAAUGCAUUGACACACCUUGUCCACCAAACUACCAGAGAGAGUCGAGCACGGGGUUCUGUCUGAAGGAUUGCCCUCCAAAUGACCUGGAAUGCGCUCUGAGCCCUUACGCCCUGGAGUACAAGCUCCUGUCUCUCCCGUUCGGCAUCGCAGCCAACCAGGACCUCAUCCGACUGGUGGCUUACACGCAGGACGGUGUGAUGCACCCUCGGACCACCUUCCUUGUGGUCGAUGAGGACGUCACGUUACCUUUUGCCAUUCGAGAUGAGAACCUCAAAGGGGUGCUGUUUACUACUCGACCUUUACGAGAGCCUCACACGUACCGCAUGAAGGUGCGAGCCCUCUCCUAUAACGAAGACGGAGGCAUCGAGUACCAGACCACCUUCAUCGUCUACAUCGCUGUCUCGGCCUACCCUUACUGAGAGCACUUUAAAUGACACCAGACUAAAGGGACGUGCUGAAGUGACAUCCUCCCCAUGCAACACCACUAGGAUACAUUGAGUUCGCAUUGAGAGAAUGAAAUAAGAACAUUGACUUGUGUGUGUGUGAGAGAGGCUAUUGAGAAAGAGGAUUUAAAUACAAAACAAGUCUCGCCUAACCGGUAUUUAUUGGUUUUAAUUUGUGCCCUUGUAUUUGUAAAGACUCAGUUACCGGUAAUUGUUUAAUCCAUAUCGUUGCCUGUCACAUACAAAAUGCUCACGAGAUGCUCA